This is a messenger RNA of Suillus paluster, 1902 nucleotides long. RefSeq lists its product as uncharacterized. Lineage: Eukaryota; Fungi; Basidiomycota; Agaricomycetes; Boletales; Suillaceae. Bases 1 to 1902 code for a protein of 633 amino acids. The transcript has 8 exons. The record is from RefSeq and is a predicted model, not a curated record.
AUGGCUGACUGGACACAUGUAUUCAAGGCUGUUUUGGAUGAGCACGAGAUUUCCUAUGUUUCAGCUAAAGGAAACCCUGCUGAGAGGGCAAAAAUCCUCAAAAGCAUCAAAGAUGCCAUACUUGAAAGUGACCAGGCCAAGGAUGCUUCGACUAUGCUUCCAGGCAAUAACAUUCGGAAGGCUAUCCGUACAUAUUACUUGCAUUUUCUGGAGGAUGACGAGGACCGCGAUCUUGAGCAAAAAAUCAUUGAGGGAGCUCAUAAACUCACAUCUGGUGCAGGCAUCAUCACUGUAGAUAUGGUCAAAGGCCGUCAGGAUGACAAGCCUCUGGAUGCUGCAGCAUUCAAGACCGAAUUCUCUCCUUUUGAUGUCGCACAGAAGUUGUUCAAAGAAGAAAUUGGGGAGUAUGACAAGAAGCACCGUGACACCUCUGACCUAAGGUCCAUGGGGACAAGGACAAAGCUGGUCCGGUCCUGGUACAAUGCCCUGUCACCAGAUGUACAUGAGGAGCUCAGACUUGUGGCAGAAAAGUGGAACCAGGAAGGUGCUCUUUCCGACGCCAAGGACAGAUACCGCAGCCGACACCAGAAGAAAAUCAUGGAGGACUUCAUAAAGAUGGCAGGAAGAACCAUGGGUUUACAUGUUGUGAUGCUCGUAGCUCAUGAUCGAGGGGAGGGGAAAAUGCCUGGAACAACCAUUUGGGAAUCCUGUCCCAGGAAGGCGAAGAAAACCUUUACUCUGGCUACCAAAGACAACAAGAAAUGGGCUGGAGAGUCCCAAGACCGACUUGCUGACUGGCUGAAUGAAGCUGAGUAUAGCUUAGACACUGAGGACCAAUCUGACGAGGAAGAUGAGAAGUUGCCCAAUUUAACAGUGGAGGUAGACGAUGAGGGCUAUCCUUGCCUACCGACAGGCUUUGAAUCUCUCAUGCUCAAGAACCAGCAGAAGGUCUGGUCAUCUCAAACAACCCUAGGGCUGCAGUCCCCUGGGGUCAUAUUACCCAAGAUCCAGACCAUUACCUUGACAUGGACUGUAUUCCUCGAAAUGUCGUCAUCAAGGAUCCUUCUCACCUGCAGAAGGAAGCCAUCAGAAGGCGACUUCUAUGAUUCACUGGCUAAGAAGGGGGAUGUAAGUAAAAAAUCAAGGAAGAACCCAAAAUAUGUCGAAGUAUCAUCAGAUGAGGACAAGGUACUGAAGAAGGCCCCCCAAGCCAAUGGUUCUUCUGACGAAGAGGAUGACUUGGAAAGCCACACCCCAUCUCUUUCCGAUUCCUGCCCGAAAUUCCAUAUGGGUGGUGACACAGUUGGUUAUCUUCAAUCCCUCUCUACCCUCCCAACAUAUUCUCGUCUGUUGGCCACAGUUCAAAAACUCUCCAAGACACAAACUCCUGAUCCUAAGGGCAAGGCUAGGAAGCAACAUCUGCCUGUCUGGGCAUCUUGGACGUGGUCUGAGGCAUAUCUACCUCAAAAUAUGCACAGUGAUAUUCAGGCUUCCUCUGUCGCUUUGGAGGAACUAGGCAACUAUGUUAUCAAAUCUCGUGGUUUGGGUAUGAUUGUUGUCCUGGGCCUUGGACUCCUCAUUCGUGAGUGUUGCUGCACUCAGGAGUAUGAAGCAGAUGAGGCUGGAGAUGAUGUGCCUCAAUAUUUGGGCGACUCCAUCCUUGGCUUCGAGGUGGGGGACAAGGUUGAAGAGGCCAUUAUCAGAAUCCAGGUGAAGGUGGACGCAAUGCUGCCAGAUGGUAAUGAGAAGCAGAUGACAGUGGGGGAAGAAGUUCACAUGAGGCGUCUGGAGAACAAAAGGCAGGUGAAAGAGAGGAGGGAGGCAGAGCAGGCAAAGGUGGCUGAGGAAAAGAGGGUGGCUGAGGAGAAGAGGGUUGCUGAGGUGUCUCAGAUGACUGAUUAG